This is a messenger RNA of Anisakis simplex (herring worm), 434 nucleotides long. The record is from the annotation of a GenBank genome assembly. NCBI's taxonomy places the organism in Eukaryota, Metazoa, Nematoda, Chromadorea, Rhabditida, Anisakidae.
GACUGCAAGCGGCCGCUGCCGCAGCGACAAGCGCAUCAAGCGUAAUCGUGCGCGGCACGGUCGAGGAACGAUCCACAUCGAGCACCGGAAGCAGUGGCAGCGGUCUGGGUGGAGUGGUCAGUAAGGGUGCGAUGAAGGAGUUUCCACCGUCGAUGAAUAAAGCAACGAUUGGUCUUGGCGGUGGCGGCGCUACGGCACCGAGUUUGUUCAACACUCAAGGACUGAUCGGUAUAAAUCGUCCACAGGUGGACUCAACACUGGCUGCUGCGUCACGACGAUUGGCGGCUCAUGGAGCACAGCAGAGUGCUUCUGCUGCCGGUGGCGGUGCCGGAUCUACGUCGGCGUCUUCAUCAGCACAACUGCUCCAUCAGCAGCAACAGCAUCAUCAGCAACAUCAACAACAGCAAGAGUCACUAGGAGCGUUUGGUGGUGCA